AUGUCAAAUAAAGAACAACUAUUCGUCAUCACCUCGAAUAAAUCAGACAUUAAAUUGUCUCUAGAUUAUGAGUACGAACUCGAUCGCAAUCAAGAAUAUGAAUUGGGAUUAAAGUAUUUCUCUGUUUACAAUUCCAUUAGAAAUAUCAACGAAAAAAAUAAUCAAAUAAAAAUAUCAACAGAUAAUGGAGUUACAUUCAAAACCAUACGUUUACUACCAGGAAGCUACGAAUACAUAGCCAUUAACGAAUACUUAUCUGAAUAUGCAGGAAGCGUCAAUGGUAAAAACAAUAUCGAAUUCGAAGAAAUAUUUCCUAAUAACCCAAUGCUCAUGUGUAUAUGCGGUAGUUCCGGUUCUGGGAAAACUCAUCUCACUUUUAACAUGUUGACAACAACAAACCUUUUAGAUUUCGAUUCUUUGUAUAUCUACACAACAGCACCAGAGCAGUCGUAUUAUCAAUUUCUUAAAACUUUAGAAUAUCUACCAAAGAGAGAUGUUCAAGACUUAUUUCAAUAUUACAAAGAAAACGAAGAAAAAGUGGAAUUGAAAGAUUUCAUAGAUAACUACAUCGAAGGAAUGAAACCAACGGAUAUAAAAGUUUUUCUUACGAAAAAUGUUAAUGAUCUAGAUUUGUCUCAAAUUGAUAGCGAGCGAAAGAACUUAAUAUUGUUUGACGACUGUGUAGCGCAAAGAAAUCAAACUGUUCAACAAGAAUUCUUCACUAAAGGAAGACAUCACAACUGUCACUGCAUAUACCAAUCCCAAUCUUUUUACGGGAUGGAUUCUAUGUUCAUUAGAAAAUAUGCAAAUUGUUUUUUAUUAUUUGAAUUAAACGACAAAGAUUUAUCUCAAAUCAUUCAAUCGAUAAAUCACGGAAUGGACAAAGAUGCAUUUAAAAAGGUUUGUAAAGCUCAAUUGAGAAAUCCAGAUGAUCAUGGAUAUGUAUUUGUAAAUACUAGAAAACCUACGGGUGAAAGAGUUAUGACAGAUAUAUGUUAA
Molecule: messenger RNA, 999 nt
Organism: Lottia gigantea (owl limpet)
Lineage: Eukaryota; Metazoa; Mollusca; Gastropoda; Lottiidae
Exons: 2
Coding region: 1-999 (332 amino acids)
Source: RefSeq, a predicted model, not a curated record